Molecule: messenger RNA, 564 nt
Organism: Quercus robur (English oak)
Lineage: Eukaryota; Viridiplantae; Streptophyta; Magnoliopsida; Fagales; Fagaceae
Exons: 1
Coding region: 1-564 (187 amino acids)
Molecular function (GO): nucleic acid binding; RNA-DNA hybrid ribonuclease activity
Source: RefSeq, a predicted model, not a curated record
AUGUACCAUGAAGAAGAUAAGACAGUAGUGCUGUCAUUCAAACUGGAAUUCCCCUGUUCAAACAACACGGCAGAAUAUGAAGCCUAUUUAACUAGGUUGGCCACGGCUCUUGAAAUGGCAGUCAAGCACUUGAAGGUGAUGGGUGAUUCGAACCUGGUAGUCUGCCAGACCAAAGGAAUCUUCUCCCUAAAAGAACCUAGCCUAGCCCUAUACAGAGUAAUGGCCCAGAAGAUGGAGGAGAAGUUUUCAACCUUCAAAAUAGAGCAUGCUCUAAGGAACGAAAACCGCUUCGCAGAUGCGUUAGCCGCACUGGGCUUGCAAAUAAUGUUCGAAGGGGAUAACACUAGGGUAGUGGUUAGCAAGAGGAAAGAAUCCAUUAUUGAAGUAUUAAAGGAAAGAUUCCGAGAGGAACAAUGCGAAGGGGAUUGGUGGAUCCCUAUAAGGGAAACCUUGAUGAAAGAAGAAGAUGCCGCAGAACUAAAAGUGCUGAAAGACUAUGCCCUGGUGAGAGGAGAACUGUUCCGCAGGAUGCCUAAUGGGGUCUUGUCCAGAUGUGUGGGGUAG